AUGGCGGAGCAGGAUGAGUUGGACAUCCUGCUCUCGGCUGCCGAGGCCGGGAACAACAUCUACGUGUCAACGCAUGACCCGAAGUUCAAUCGGAGUAUCGCAAAUUUGAACGUGAAGGAGUCUAUAGACAUGGCUCACUAUCUUUACGUGGAAAGUGGCUUAUAUUCCAGCGGACGUGAGCUGAGCAACAAUUUCAAAUAUCAGAUUCCAUCGCAUCUUGUCGACAUCAAGGCUACAGAAAGUCUGAAACACAAGGAUAGCGUUAGUUAUGACUACCUUGUGGCUCUGGGAUGCCGUAACUGCAACCGUUCUGUCGACUUCAAAUCGCCGGGUAUGUUUUUUGAUGGCGCCGCUGGUAACGCGAUGCGCCGCGAGUUGCAAUGCCCACGCUGCGGACACACCAUCGCUCCCAUUUUCAGUUCUAGCUGCACGGACGAUUACGUGGACAGUGUUCGUAGAUCGGCUGCAUUCGGUCGCGGCAACGAGGGCGAGAAGGCGUACAUGUACGGCUUCCGGCAGGGUUGUGAGUUUGACCAAUCUGGCAAGAAGUGGUGGAACGACUUCUCGCGCAGCGAAGGCGCUACAUCGGAUGAGGGUAGCACCCUGUUCAUGGCCAAGAACGCAAACAAGAGCAGCCGCGAGGUGGUGAAGCAGUUAUGUGAGAAGUGUGGCUGUGAGGAGGCCUAUUACUCCACAUUCCAGGCUCGUUCGGCGGACGAGGGUAUGACAGUGAUGUACGAGUGCAAACAUUGCAAGAAUAGGACGGUCGUCAACACGUGA
Babesia ovata is the source of this 780-nucleotide messenger RNA. RefSeq names its product DNA-directed RNA polymerase I RPA12. Gene Ontology annotation, biological process: DNA-templated transcription. Gene Ontology annotation, molecular function: nucleic acid binding; zinc ion binding. The record is from RefSeq and is a predicted model, not a curated record. Bases 1 to 780 code for a protein of 259 amino acids. The transcript has a single exon. Lineage: Eukaryota; Apicomplexa; Aconoidasida; Piroplasmida; Babesiidae.